GGAGAAACACGCCCCGGUGACAGCGUUCGCAGCGCCUCAACUUGCCGUGAACUAUUUUUGACUUUCUGAUGACGACGAGAAUUUUUUUCAAAAGAAUUUCGGGAGAGUUUUCUUUGCGUGAAAAAUGUGUCCCUGAGCUGUGAAAAAGUGUUGUUGUUGUGAAGAAAAUAGUCCAGAGUGUGUCAAGUGCAUGGUAGAGGAGUGCGAUUGUGCAGCAAGUCCCUGAGAUUGAUGUUCUAAUCGAAUUAGCGAUAAGUGCGUAUCUUGUGAGGUGUUUUGUGAAGAAGACACUUUUCUGUGUUGGAAGAAAAGCGGCGAAUUCAGUGAGUUUUGUGGCUCAAUUGCCCAUUUCUAUCUCGCUCUUUUGUGGUGAUUUUGGGCCGUUCGAGGGGUGUUCCGCGGGGUUCCGGACUGUGCUGGGAAGUGUGUAGGCGGGUGGUCAGAAGAAAAAAAAAGUGGGAAAACGCCAUUGUGGCUCAAUCAAUAAUUUUCCAGGCCACUGGGAUAGGAAGUGGAGUGAACGAAAGCCACAGCUUAUUGUUGUCUUUCUCACUCGAUUUCGCAGAAGACUAAUUGGGCAGAAGUGACGGACAUGUCACACCACAGCGACGAGCAACUCCUCCAGGCCGGGAGUGAUUCCUUCUGGGAGCCCGGCAACUACAAGAGAACCACCAAGAGGAUAGAGGAUGGAUACAAACUCUGUACUGACCUUCAGACCCUCAUUCAGGAUCGUGCUGAGAUCGAGAAGGCCUACGCCAAGAACCUCCGGACGUGGUCCAAGAAGUGGGGCGAUCUCAUUGAGAAAGGACCUGAAUAUGGGACAAUUGAGGCAGCAUGGAAGGGAAUACUCACGGAAGCUGAUCGUCUUUCGGACGUUCAUUUGAAGAUCAAGGAAAAUCUCCUGGGAGAUGUGAGCAAUCAGAUUAAAACAUGGCAAAAGGAUAAUUAUCACAAAACAAUGAUUCAGAUCAAGGAGAGGAAAGAAAUGGAGGAAUUGUUCAAGAAGGCACAGAAACCAUGGGCUAAGCAUUUGGCCAAGGUGGAAAAAGCCAAAUCAGACUACCAUUCAGCGUGCAAAACGGAGAAAACUGCAACAAAUCAAGAGAGAAAUGCCAAUGCAGAUAGUUCACUAUCUCCUGAUCAGGUGAAGAAGAUGCAAGAUCGAGUGCAGCGUACGAAAGAUGAAGUGCAAAAGUGUCGGGAAAAGUAUGAACAGUCACUGAGUGAGAUCAACAAGUACAAUCCAAUUUACAUUGAGGAUAUGACUUCGGUGUUUGAGAAGUGCCAACAAAUGGAGGAGACCCGUCUGCGAUUCUUCAAGCAAGUCCUCUUCGCCAUACACAAGUCCCUCAAUAUCUCACAGGAGCCGAGUUUGCCGCAAAUCUAUGAGGAAUUCUAUCACACUGUCAACAAUGCUGAUCAUCAGAAGGAUCUCAAAUGGUGGUCCAACAAUCAUGGUGUCAACAUGGCAAUGAACUGGCCAGCAUUUAUCGAGUACACUGAAGAAUUCCGUGACAUUGCCAAAGGGAAUAAGUCCAAGGAAGCACUUCCGGCCGCACCAAUAACAUUGAUCCAUCAGCGGCCCGUCGGCGAUGAUUUGCAUGAUUAUCCACCGCCACCGAGUAACAAAGGAAGUGCCAAUCGUACUUCCGUGAAUUUGAGCGUGAAGAAUUCCAGUGCAUCCAGAAAUUCCACAAAUAUGGAUUCACCCAAGUCAGACAGCAAUGCAAAGAGUGAAGUGUCACCGAGUCGUCAAUCGGCCACAAUUACGACAAAUGGAAAUGGAAAAACGGAUCAGAAUCCAUUUGACGAGGAGGAAUGGGAUGAGGGAGAUGCAGCUGACAAUGUUCUUGUCGAUAAUGGGGAGCCUGGUGUUCCGGUUAAGGCACUCUAUGACUACGAAAGUGCAGAGAGUGAUGAGCUGACCUUCAAACAAGGAGAUGUUUUUGAGAAGUUGGAAGAUGAGGAUGAGCAAGGAUGGUGCAAGGGAAGGAAAAAUGGCAAGGUAGGACUGUAUCCGGCAAAUUAUGUCGAAGUGGUCGAAGGAUAAAUUGCAUGAUAAAAAAUUGAGAAAUCACAAGACACAACACCUCCUAAAAAAAUAUGAUUAACUUGUUAAUUGUAUUGUGAAAGAAGAUACAUAAUCUAUUUACUAGAAAUUUAUUUAACAAAAAACAGAAGCAUAACAGAGAUUGAAGGACGUCGUAAAACGCGUAUUUUUUUUAUUUUCUCCAUUUAUUCUUUUUUCUUGUAACUUUUAACUGAAUGCACUAUUUUUUUCGUAGUAUUUGGAGAGAAUGUCUGUAAAGAAAAAAAACAUUGAAAACGAGUUGUAUUUUUUCCUUUUGGGAUAUUUGUUCAAGUUUUUUUUUCGUGGUGAAAAGAAUGAGUUGUGAAGAAAUUUAUAAAAGAGAUUGGAGAAUUUUCAUGUCACGAGAGCCUUUUUUAAAAAAUAAUUAAGUGGAAAAAUGAAGAGGAAAGUGUUUUAUUUUUCCAUUUUAAUCCACAAUAAUCUUUUUAAAAUAAUAUAUGUUCUACAUAGUAGUAUUAUAAUUUAUAUAUUGAUGUUUGGAGGUGAAAAUGAUCGAAGGAGAAGAAAGUGUUUCGAUAUUUGUAUUAUUUUUUGAUCACCACACGUUUAUUCUUAACAAAACAAAAUGGUUAAAUUAAUUAAUGGCGAAAAUUGUUUAAGGUGAAGAUUGUAAUUGUGAAAAGAAAACAAAAGUUAUUCAAAAUAAAACUAUUGAAAGAGUAAAAAAAAAACAGAAAUAAACUACAAAAGGACAUAAGAGAAUAAUGGCAAAAAAAAAUAGCAAAAUCACAUCGAUUUACUUGAUAAAAGAUGGAAAUCCAAUGUAAAACGUAAAAAGAAAAUCUUCCAGUAAUUUUUAGUAAUGUUAAAUAGUGGAUAUGUAAAACUCAAGCAAUUUCUUGUGCAGAAAAAAGUAAACUAGAAAAGAGUUAAAGAAAGAGGAAACAGGAGAGAAAUUGUCGCUCAUGCAUCUCUAAAGUAAAAAAAAAAGAAAAUCAACUAAAAAUGUUUCAGAAAAAAGCACCCAUUUUUUUGUCUUUAGAAAACAAUUUUGUCUCUUAACUCUUUCGUCUCUUUUGGGUACUCAGAGUCCCAAAAGAGACGAAAGAGUUAAUUUGAGAUUCAAUGGGAAUUUUUCUCAAAAUGAACAAUUUUUUGGAAAAAAAAACAAAAACCACAACAGAAAAAAUCUUUUUGAAGUAUGUAAAACAUCUUAAAGUGGUCUUUUUUUGGAGAACUAUACUUACAGAAAGGAAAUAUGAAGGAAAAUAAAAGGAGAAAAAUCUUCCUUUGAAAUUUGAAA
Phlebotomus papatasi is the source of this 3335-nucleotide messenger RNA. RefSeq names its product protein kinase C and casein kinase substrate in neurons protein 1 (gene Synd). The transcript has 9 exons. Gene Ontology annotation, cellular component: cytoplasm; endosome; plasma membrane. Gene Ontology annotation, molecular function: phospholipid binding; protein binding. The coding region runs from base 593 to 2050 and encodes 485 amino acids. Lineage: Eukaryota; Metazoa; Arthropoda; Insecta; Diptera; Psychodidae. The record is from RefSeq and is a predicted model, not a curated record. Gene Ontology annotation, biological process: cytoskeleton organization; regulation of endocytosis; plasma membrane tubulation.